Molecule: messenger RNA, 4600 nt
Organism: Marmota monax (woodchuck)
Lineage: Eukaryota; Metazoa; Chordata; Mammalia; Rodentia; Sciuridae
Gene: Slc45a4
Product: solute carrier family 45 member 4
Exons: 8
Coding region: 978-3293 (771 amino acids)
Biological process (GO): transmembrane transport
Cellular component (GO): membrane
Molecular function (GO): sucrose:proton symporter activity
Source: RefSeq, a predicted model, not a curated record
GCACUGUAGUUCUGUGCCCGUGGAUGGCUUAGUCCCAGCUCUCACUUCUCGAAUCCCUGCGUCCAUCGUGGCCUUAGGAUGCCUGCAGGAUCUGUGAGUCAGUGAGUCACGGCAGGAACGAGCACCACUCAAGAGCCCCUCACAUCCUGGCUGUCCUUGGGGCUGUUUCCUCAGCUGCGCCCAUGUCCUCAGUCAGGUCUGGACUGUAUGUGUGCAGCGCGAGGGAUUCUUGCUUCAUUUCCACCCGCUUGGUCAUCCUGCUGGCCCUGGCCUCUCUGUGUGAUGGGUGGCCGAGGCUGCCUGCCUGCUUGUCCUGGGUCUGCUGCUAGAUGGGGCGAGCAGUGAUUCAGAGAAACACUCGAUCAUCUCCCUCGGGACUCCUGGCUGAGAUGCUCGUUUGGCAUUUUGGAUCCGUGCUGCAGCUUGGUUUCCUGAGCCAGCCGGGAUUCCAGGAGCUGCGCAGUUUAAACUCUUGCUGCUGUUUCCAUGGCAGCCAAAGCUUCGUUCUGACUCCAGUGGCUCAAAUCAGCAAAUCAGUGCUAGGAACAUUUAGAAAGAAAGGGAGAGAAGAACCCCUCACUGCUUUUUAAUUAGAAAACCUACUCGGCUGAUUGGGCAAAUCAAGGAGGCUGUAAAGAACUGUGAGCCUCGAGCCACUCGAUGGGGAUUCACAGAGGACUGCCAGUGUGUGUCGCCUUCCCACCUCUCUGUGGCAGGAGAAGUGACCGCAGCGCCUCCUCAGCAAUGACGAUGACACUGGUAUUAACUGAGUGGCACUUAUGGAUUUUUAGCCCUCGCUCGCAGUGAGCCAGCGAGCCAUGUGCCGCUGUGAGGGAGAGCCCUGUGCCUGCAGAGUGGGGUGUGAGCGCGGCCUGCCUGCAGAGCGCACCUGAGCCCCGGGAGGCGUCUCCCUCUGCCCGCAGAGCUGCGUCUCGUCCAUGUAGGUGGAGCACACACUGACGCUUCAUCUGGUGGUGAUGAAAAUGGCCCCGCAGAAUGCCGACUCUGAGUCCAUGCAAGUCCAAGAGCUGCCCGUGCCCCUGCCAGACCUGCAGAAGCCUGGAGACCCCGAGGCUGAGAACCACGAGGAGACCCUCAGCGAGGGGUCCAUAGACAGGAUCCCCCUGCGCCUGUGGGUGAUGCAUGGGGCGGUGAUGUUUGGCAGGGAGUUCUGUUAUGCCAUGGAAACGGCGCUGGUCACGCCUGUCCUAUUGCAGAUUGGGCUCCCGGAGCAGUACUACAGUCUCACCUGGUUCCUGAGCCCCGUCCUCGGCCUGCUCUUCACGCCGCUCAUCGGCUCUGCCAGUGACCGAUGCACCCUGAGCUGGGGCCGCCGCCGGCCCUUCAUCCUGGCACUCUGCGUGGGCGUCCUCGUGGGCGUGGCGCUGUUCCUCAACGGCUCUGCCAUAGGUCUGGCCCUUGGUGAUGUCCCCACCCGGCAGCCCAUUGGCAUCGUUCUCACGGUGCUGGGAGUGGUGGUCCUGGAUUUCAGUGCUGAUGCGACUGAAGGGCCCAUCCGCGCCUACCUGCUGGAUGUGGUGGACAGCGAGGAACAGGACAUGGCCCUCAACAUCCAUGCCUUCUCUGCUGGCCUCGGCGGGGCCAUUGGCUAUGUGCUGGGCGGGCUGGACUGGACGCAGACCUUCCUGGGCAGCUGGUUCCGGACACAGAACCAGGUGCUUUUCUUCUUCGCUGCCAUCGUCUUCACGGUGUCAGUGGCCCUGCAUGUCUUCAGUAUCGAGGAGGAGCAGUACUGCCCACAGCAGGACCGCAGCUCGGAGGAGGCCGCCCUGGCCCCCACCCCUGGCCUUGCACAAGAUGGCAGCCCCCUGUUCCCAGACGAGGUGCAGUCGGAGCACGAGCUCCCCCUGGACUACCUGGACGUGGACCUGGUGCGCAGUAAGAGUGACUCUGUGCUGCACGUGCCGGAUGCUGCGCUGGACGUGGAGCCUGAGCUGCUCUUCCUGCACGACAUCGAGCCCUCCAUCUUCCAUGACACCUCCUGCCCCAACACCCCCCGGAGCACCAGCCAGGAGCUACUGAAGGCCACACUGCCCCGCCUGUCCACGCUCCUCAGGGAAAUGGCCAAGGAGGACGAGACCUUGCUUGAUAAUCACUUGAAUGAAGCUAAAGUCCCAAACGGAAGUGGCUCUCCGCCCAGGGACCCCCUUGGCUACGUGAGGGUGGGCAUGAAGCCCUCGGCCACAUCUGGCUCCAUGCGGCGGCGGCGGCAUGCAUUCCGCAGGCAGGCCUCCAGCACCUUCUCCUACUACGGCAAGGUCGGGUCCCACUGCUACCGCUACCGGCGGGCCAACGCCGUGGUGCUCAUCAAGCCCUCCCGCAGCAUGAGCGACCUGUACGACCUGCAGCAGAGGCAGCGGCAGCGCUGUCGGCACCGGAACCAGAGCGGGGCCACCACCUCCAGCGGGGACACAGAGAGCGAGGAGGGCGAGAGCGAGACCACCGUGCGCCUGCUAUGGCUGUCCAUGCUCAAGAUGCCCAAGGAGCUGAAGCGGCUGUGCCUCUGCCACCUGCUCACCUGGUUCUCUGUCAUCGCUGAAGCUGUCUUCUACACCGACUUCAUGGGCCAGGUCAUCUUCAAAGGGGACCCCAAGGACGCCUCCAACUCAACUGCCUGGCACGCCUACAACGCUGGGGUGAAGAUGGGCUGCUGGGGCUUGGUCAUUUACGCUGCUACCGGUGCUAUUUGCUCAGCCUUGCUACAGAAGUACCUGGACAACUACGACCUGAGCAUCAAGGUCAUCUACGUGCUGGGGACACUGGGCUUCUCUGCAGGCACAGCUGUGAUGGCCAUGUUCCCCAAUGUCUAUGUGGCCAUGGUCACCAUCAGCACCAUGGGCAUUGUCUCCAUGAGCAUCUCCUAUUGCCCCUAUGCCCUGCUGGGACACUACCAUGAAGUCAAGGAGUACGUUCACCACAGUCCUGGGAACUCGAAGCGUGGGUUUGGCAUCGACUGCGCCAUCCUUUCCUGCCAGGUCUACAUCUCCCAGAUCCUGGUGGCGUCCGCCCUCGGGGGUGUGGUUGAUGCCGUGGGAACUGUGCGUGUCAUCCCAAUGGUGGCCUCUGUGGGCUCUUUCCUGGGCUUCCUGACGGCCACGUUCCUGGUGAUCUAUCCUGAGGUGUCAGAGGAGGCCAAGGAUGAGCAGAAAGUUCUGUCCUCCCAGCCUGCCCUGGAAGGUGAAGGCCGCGGGGGCAGUGAGAAGCCCACUGUCCUGAAGCUGUCGCGGAAGGAGGGCCUGCAGGGGCUGGUGGAGACCGAGUCUAUGGUCUGAGCACUCCAUUGGCAUAUUCCGUGCGGGAGACCGUGGGCAGGGGCUGCUGGGCCCUGUCCUCACUGGGGCUUCCAGGCCAGCGCACGCAGAGGUCCUUCUCAGAACAGUCGAAAUUCCGUAGUUGUAGGGUAGGUUUGAGCUCUUUAGGCAAAGAUAUCACACUAAUUACUUUUUCCACAAUUAAAAAAAAAAAAUCAUUUGAAAUCUUUUUUUUUAAUUGAAAAAGAUCUUUUAAUUUCAGCUCUUUUAUUCUGCAGGUAUAUUAUUCUGCAUGUUUUUAAAUUGUAAAACAAUAUAGCCAAUAAGCAAUUUAGAAGAAAAGAUAUUGCAUUUCUAAAAUUAUAAUUGAAAAUGCAGAAACUCUGACGUCCUUGACAUAUCUUGUCAUACUAUGUCAGAAAAAUCACAGUGCAGCUGGUGACGGGGACGUACACCAGACGUCCCUCACUGGCGCUCAGCUGUGGAUGUCCAUCGGGUCUUGUCACAUUUUGUUGGUGCUCCAGCUGUUGGAGAGUAUUUUUCUUUAUGAUCAUUUUUAAAAGUUUAUUUUUCUCCUUCACAACUGUGGUUUUCUUAGAAGAACAGCGUCUCAUCUCGUCCUCAGAGAGUCUGACGAAUCGUGCCUGGGGUGAGCCUGGGCUGGGACAACCGCCUGCUCUGGCAGCCACACACCCGAGCUGGGAGGCCCAGUGGUGGCUGCUGGCAGAGCGGCCAUGUCAGAUCAGCUGGCACCUGUGUGUGUCUGCGUCCAGACCCCGGCACCCUCCCAGGCCCGCCGCCUGCAGGCUGCUCCCAUCGUCAGUCCCAGGGCCCUCUGUCCCCUCUGCCAUGUGCUGGGAGCCCUGGCCAGACUACCUCGCGUGUGUGGGUGGUGGCCUUGGCCCACCUGCUGUCGGACUCCCUGCUGGAGCUCAUCUGAACUCUCGUGGCUUCUUUGCUGCUCACCCGCUCGUCACGGUACGCUCGUCACAGGACGUGGAACCGGUGCAGAGAGAAACAAGUGUCUCUUCCUGGGUCAGCGAGUGUCUUUCUCAAGGCCCCCGGCUCAGCGUGGUAUUCCUGGUUUCAGCGAAUCAGCAAAACUCAGGCUGUGGGGAAGAACAGUCACCAAAUGCUGCGGUGGUUGGAGUGUUUUCAACCACAAUCUCUAUGAAAAACUCAGCCGUGUCCACUUGUUUGAAACGGUCGGUCUGAGCUCACUGAGGUCAGGAGGAGGAGGGCAGCCCCGCAGUCACCCAGACGGAGCCAGACCUUGUAAUGCUCGUGUUGCCACGAGUUGUUUUUUAAAUAAAGUACUUUAAAAUGCA